This is a messenger RNA of Aspergillus caelatus, 2706 nucleotides long. RefSeq lists its product as uncharacterized. The coding region runs from base 1 to 2706 and encodes 901 amino acids. The transcript is spliced from 3 exons. Lineage: Eukaryota; Fungi; Ascomycota; Eurotiomycetes; Eurotiales; Aspergillaceae. The record is from RefSeq and is a predicted model, not a curated record.
AUGCCUGUGACCCAGUUUGCAAAACAUGUGGCAAACAUUUUUCUCCAGGAUCUGGAUGUCCCGAUCUCUGCGAUGCCGUUCCUUGCUGCAGAUGCUGCGGUCAAAAUCAUUUUCCCCGACUUGAAAUUCGUUAUGAAAAUACUCGUCGACUUUCUAUUCUCCAAUAGAAAGAUGGAAUUUGGGUUUAAUCCUACUCCAUACAGAGUUGUCAUCGAAGCUGUUGGCGGCUCAGACACAUUCGUGGAUAUGGUAUAUAACACGAUCGACCCAAUGAUCAGAGCUUUGCAGGGCAAAGUUCUCACCGUUGACAUGCUGCAUAAUAUCCGAUUAAAACAGGCCAUGGCUCCAAGAACUUGGUACGAACCCAACGGAGGGUAUCUAGAUUUUGUUACCUAUAUUCAGAGCUCUGAGUAUUGGCGUCCGUAUGUCGGACAAUCUAACCAGCCAAUAGAGAGAAUACCACAGCAUAUCAGGGCUAUUCAUAAUGGUUCGGAGAACAGCGUUCAUUAUUAUAUCAUUAAGCAAGGCAAUGGUUCACGGCGUGCUAACUUCAUACGACUAUGGCCUAUACCUUUCCCACCCAAUACUGACAAGGCAGUAAAAAUGGUCUUUGAAAAUUUCUUAGAAAAGAUUAUGUGUCGAGCUUUCCAAUCACUUCCUGCAAAGACAUUAGAACUAUUCUUUGGACCAUGCCCGCAAGGCCAGUACUCAGGGAUGGGUUUGAAUAUCGUGACUCCUUUGCUCCAGGGGAAAGAACUGGGUCCUCAAAUCCGCCAUAGACUUAUACAAUCUCUGGAAGAUUCAUCAGACCCUGAGAUCCACAAUUGGCCAAAAAUUCGAAAUGGUUUAGAUUAUAAGACUGACCGGCAAUCAGUGAAAGAGAGGCUACCUUACAGGAAGCAUAUGAGUGUAAAGGACUACUACGCUGCCCUUUACCAAGCAAUUGAGAGCAAUGCGAAUCUCAAAGAAUCCCUCUUGAUACAGUUAGAUGACAACUCUUGGGGAACUUUCGAAGGGGAGCUGCUAGAUAUUGAUUCUUGGUUUCAGUCAAUAUCAGCUAAAAUACGCCAACAAGAGCCGACAUGUCAAGCUGGGUUCAUCGCUCCAGUUGGAACUAUCGAAGCCUCUGUUGGUAUUAUUCUCGACCUUACACCGUUACGCGAAUACAAUGUUCAGGAUAGAACUGUCAGUCUACCGUGGGGCUUACGAGAGAGUGGCUUUAAUGAGUUAAACUCUAUAAUCUGGAUGUAUAAUCUCCAGAAAUAUGUUCAUAUUCCAGGUAGCUUUCAGGUUGCUCCCCCUCGCCCCAUUGACAGGGAAACUCUCCGUACAGCUACCAGGCAAUUGAUCCUCGGCAGCCGAUUACGUGUUAUCAUCAUAUGUGGUGACAGUGCUCAAGAAGCAGCCCUCCCAGACAACGCCCCGUUGAAGAAGGUGACAUUAUCUUUGGCAGAGAUGGAGCAUGAUGCGUGGAUUGAGAUCAGCCAACAUAAAAUUACAAGGAUCUUUAUCCGUGCGCCCGCUCCUCUCUCAGAAUUGUGGACUAAAUAUGGGAAGGAGGCAUUUCAAUUGACGAACGUUUUUCGGUUUGUGUCUGCUAUCACCGACCUUACAAUUUUCCCAUCCUUCUAUGAGUCUGCUCUUUGUGUUUCCUUAAUUGCCCGGAAAUGGGACGAUGAGAACAAUAGUAGAAUACCUAAGGCUGAACCAACUGAUCUCGAGCCGUUAUUGAGGGUUUGGCUCGCUGCGAAAGGGUUUAGCUAUGAGAGUGACCUUCGCCGCUUGGCAGAGGCUGCUGGUGGCUCCUUACGAUAUGGGAUUUUAGUGCUUAGUCUCAUCCUUCCAAGAAGAAAGAUAUUGCAUCAAGCCAAAAGAUUACCAGACUCGAAGAUACGUCGGCGUGGCGCUACUGAUCCUGAGGUCCUUUUCAAAGUCAAAUCGCUUUUAAAGGAGCUUAGUCCCCAAAACGAAGGUGUAGACGCUUCAAACGAUGAAAUCCAAGAGUGUGAAUGCGAUGUUGAUGAGAUUGUGUGCGAUGAUACAUUCAAGAUUCCUACUGAAGAAGAAUCUGCCUCUAACACCAGUCAAGAUCUAGAAUGUAUUCUCAGCGCAGACACGUCUCAGAAAGAAGCAUUGAUCCAACCCUUUACAAACCGACUAACUUUAGUGCUAGGCCACAGAUAUGAUGGCCGCUGGGAACCAAGAUACAAGUCUUGGACGGCUUUUAUUAGGCAUGGAUCGAUCAGUGUUAAGAUGGAAGAAGAGCCUAAGAAUGGAUGCUGGGUUCAAGCUGAGCUAUCGCCCAUUGGAACUAGACACCCUCAAGUAUGGGCCAAAGCAACCAAAGACCAGGAUCCCGGUUCUCGCCUUGCAUUUCGUGUCUCAACAAGGAGCGCAGAUGGACAUGAAACGUCUGUGAUAUAUCCCACUAUCAAUACUAUAAGAGGAUGCUUCAGAGCAAACACUCUUGUGGAUGAGCUUAAUGGCGAUGACUAUCUCCAAAUAUGUCAAAGGCCUCGGAGAUUUGUGUACAUCGACCCAAGGAAUAAAUCGUUGCUUAACAGUUAUCCGAUAUUACAAGCUUUCAUCAAUGGUGCCUACAUUGACGAUAAGGGUAUGGUAGACCCUAGGAGAAAGCGGGCUCGGCCUCCAAGCAACCCAGUGGUGGAUGAGAAGCCUGUACGAAAGAAGAGCAAGCUAGAAUGA